CCACGUAAUAAUUUUUKGAGAUCUAAUCAAGAGCGGUUGGACAAGGUGUACAAUAGGUACUUGCUGGACAUGGAGAGGAAUCCAAGCUUAAGGAGGAGGAAGAGAGAGCUAGGAAGGACAAGGAGGAAGAAGAGAAGAAGGAGGAAUGGAGGAAAGAACGAGAGAAGUUGGAAUCAGAAAUGUCUGCGAGGAUCGAUAUGCGAAUGGAUGCGGUGUGCAAGUCGGUUAAGGUCAAUCGCCCAACUGAGGGAGAGUGCAGCGCGAAGGGUGAGGACGAGGUUGCCCGACUGAAGCGGGAGAACGAAGAGCCCAAGCGGGCUCUGCGGGGUGACACAGAUGAUGGGAAGGUAUGUAAGCUAGAGCGGGAGAUUUUGGAGUUGCGUAAGCAGGUGAACGAAAAGGAGAGUAAGAGAGACGAGAUUGUGGCACUCACGCAUGAGAUCCAGCAACUGCAUGAAUCGGCGGUUAAGGAGCAGGAGUUAGCCGGGCUUAAGAGGCAGUUAGAAGAUCUGCGAAUUGAAGCGCGUCAGUGGAAAGAUGAGGCGCUGAGGCCAGGAAACAAACGAGGCAGCAUCGCUUUGUCUACCCCGGAUGCUAAUGCGCGGGCGUCACCUAUGCCACGUCGCACUUGUGAAAAGGAGCAGGAGCAAGAUUGGAGAUCGGAAUAUAGGAAGCUGCAAAGUUUGCGCCGAGCAGAUUUUGUCGAAGUGGAGGCGCUUAAGAGAAAGAAGGCACAGACUCAGAUGGAGGUUGUCAACCUGCAGAAGCAGAUGAACGAACGGAACGCUAUUGAGGUUGGAAAGGAGAUGACGCCGGGAGGAACCAAUCUGAAGGAGAGAUUGGAGGUUGUUGCGCUUGGGACAGCCCGGAAAGGUAGGAAAGCCACUCCGAAUCGAGAGGGGCUGAGGCCUACACCGCGCCGUGAGGAAGAGCCCAACUCGAAGCAGGAAUGUAAUGAUCGCACUACUUUUGUUGAAGAGCAAACCAAGUUUUUGAAGAUGAUGAGGAAGUYUGCGUUGGAACAAAUCUGCAAGGAGGCGGGGCUGAAGGCUGGGAAAGUGGAUGAAAUGAUUGAGGAUAUUGUGCAAUUCCGGGUUAAGAAUGCAUUUGGAAAGAAAGACGAGAAGGAGCCGGUGGAGGUUGUAGACGUUGAAUCGUCGCAUGACGAAUCCACAAGUGGUGGUGACGAAGUCUCCCUUGAGCUCUAGUGAAUCUCCCGAACGUGGCUACCUUGUGGUCAUUGGCCUUGCUUUGUAGGCAACGUAGAUCUUCCUUUAGUUCAGUUGUUGGGACGCAYUCCUUUCCUCCGUCAUUGGUAAGUGUYRGUGCUUCUCUUUUGUYCGGGUCUUUUYGGUGCUCGGCUUCUCUGUCCACUCAGGGAGUGUCUUCCGAGGAUUGUCUGAUACGUGACAAGGAGUUCAAUGCCUUCUUUCGUUUGGUGGUGAUUUGGCUUAUAUUGAAGGGGGAAGUUCCGUGGGCUACUAAAUUUGGCUCGUAUUUACCUGAGCUUCURUAUUCG
Molecule: messenger RNA, 1519 nt
Organism: Chara braunii
Lineage: Eukaryota; Viridiplantae; Streptophyta; Charophyceae; Charales; Characeae
Source: the annotation of a GenBank genome assembly